GCUUUACACACCUCUCUCGACGACGACGAUCAUAGAUGCCCACAGGUGCGAAGGCUCACCCCCACAAGAAUGUACUUGACAUACGACUGGCUGAGUCCGUCGUCUUCCUUCGCGCUGGGGACGCCACCGGCCGGCGGAGAGGUGUCUUGGCUGAUGCACCUCCUGGGAUGGUGCGCGGGCUGCUCGUCUUGAACCUCGCGAAGCCUACGCGCAUCACGAGCAUAGAAAUCGAGCUUGUAGGAAGAACGACUACUGCUUGGCCCGAAGGUGUCGGCGCGAGGCGCAUCGAAAUCUCGGAGGAACAUGACAUCUACUCUCAGUCAUACGUCUUCUUUCGCGCCGCACAUACUCCUGGCCAAAGUUUCCGGCGACAUCUCUCCGUGGGACCUGGACUUGCUCUGGAACACGAAGAUGAAGACCAUUCUGAGCAGUCGAGUAUCGCUCAACACGAAAACAGCCCGGAAGAACGUCGUGGACGUUCGCCGGCCCCACGCGACAGCCUGCAAAACCAGAGUUGGGGUCAUAGACGUCACAUGAGUGUUGAUCAGACCCACUAUCACAGGUCGUUCGUGAGCCAUCACGAUGGCGCCGUUCCUUCCAUCGCAUCCCCUCCCUACUCCCCUCCAUAUACUCCAGUGGACACGCCCGGUUACCUCAGUCCUACGGCUUCCAUCUCACACCGUUCUCCCUUCACCGUUCACGAUGAAUCUCCAGCCAGGAGUCUGGAGGACUUACGUCGAGCCUUGGAGGCGGAGCAACUGAAUGGUUACGCACGCUCCCCCCGCCGUUCAACAUCGAGCAUAUUGUCUCCGCAGGAUUAUGCAGACUCUCGCCGUGUCAGCUUCGAUGACGACCGCGAGUUCCAAGUAGGGAGCAGCACACAUCGUUCCAGCCCAUCUCAGUAUCGCGCGCGGGAUGGACGGACGCCUUCGCGGCAGAGGGACAUGGACGGUGAGGACACGGUGCGCGGCAGGAAGAACAAGCGGUUCACGUUCGCCAGUGCGCUGUUCGAGGCGAUGAAGGACCGUGUACGUUCGCGGUCCCCGCUUGUUGAGCAAGGCCAUGUGCAUCAAGCACACUCCGGCUACACGACUCCUCCGCGAGGCCGCACGCUAGAUCGGACUCUGUCGCACUUGCCGGAGAUAGAUUGCCCUGCGCAUAAGGAGCCUUCAGCACUCGGCCGCAUGGGCGAAGUAUUAGGGUUCGAAGUGGAGGACGGUCGUGAGUAUGGGGAUGGGUGGAAGGAGUUUCGAAAAGGCGUCUACACGUACCCCAUAUCCUUCGCUAUUCCCGCUACCGCUCCUCCGUCGCUCAGCGUCGACUACGGUUCCGUGACUUGGAAGCUGAAGGCAGUGGUCCAUCGCCCUGGCGCGUUCAAGACCAAGUUGACGGCCUCGCAGGACAUCACGGUCGUUGCUACGCCCGGCGAGGAUGACACGGAGGAUUCCGAGAGCAUCAUCGUUGAACGGCAGUGGGAUUCGCAGAUGCAGUACUUGAUCGUCAUCUCCGGACGCAGCUUCGCCAUCGGGGGCACAAUGCCCAUCUCCAUCACCUUCAUGCCUUUCACGAAGAUGAAGGUUCAUCGCAUUUCCGUGAUCGUAGAAGAACGCGUGGACUACUGGACAGGCUUCAAGCGCAUCGCCCGGUCGGACCCUAAUAACAGGAUCACUCUGCUCGCACUGCGACACCCGAAAAAGGAUGGCCCAGCGAUCCUCCCGCUCCUGUCGGACGAUCCAGAUGUCCUGAGGCAGUCCCCCCUUGCCGAGGUUGUCGACUCUGAUCUUGAUCUCGGCGAAGCACUAUCGAGCUACAUGGGUCCCGGGCCGUGGACGAUCAGGAAGGACCUGCAGUUACCGAAGGAGGGAAACGUGUUGCACAUCACGAAUAAGAACAAGCAAAGCAACAUCUCGGUCGGGCAUAUGCUGAAGAUCAUCUUCCGCGUCGAGCGCGGAGACGACCAGGCCUUGGACCCGACGACGGGCAAGCGCAAGUUGUUCGACAUCGUUGUGCAGACUCCCGUCCACAUCCUAUCUCACCUGUGUAACCCCGACUACACAGCCCUUCCACCCUACUCCCGACUCCCCGAUUCGUCCAUCACGUCCGUCAUAACGGACAGAGAUGCAGGCCUUCAAGUCGCACAUGUACCUCUCGUCGUAGCCGACCCAAGCCCGUCUUCCAUAGUCAACCGCCGCUCCGCAUCCGCCACGCCUCCAAUGCAUCGUGAAGUCUACCCUGCCCCUACGCCCCGGCCCGCGCACAUCUCACGUCCGGGCAGCUUUCAACGGCUUCAAAUGGACCACUCCUCCCAUUCGCACUCGAGCACGGACAUCCCGGCGAGUCCCAUCACGACGGUGGGCAGCGCGCCGCUAUCGCGUCGGACGUCGUACCAUGAGCACAAUACCCCGGAGCUCUUCGAGCGGCUCAUAGCGGGCCAGGAGAGCGAGGAGGGCGAGGCGCCACCGUCGUACGAGGCCGUCAUUGAGUCCUCUGUGAGCGAGAGCGAGAGCGGAAGCAGGACACCCCCUCUGGCGACGGUUUCGGAGCACUGAGUCGACUCCGUUUGUAGUGGUGGGACGAGUAUAGCGUGAGUGGCAAUGGCUGGAUGUUCGAAUGGGUUGUUACUUUUGGGCUAGAGUGUCGAACGUGCUCGUAGGUUCACCUUGAAAUGCGGCGAAAUUUGAAGCGAUGUGCAGUUCCAUAUAUUAUGUAUCCUAUCCAUGCGGACCUUCCAUACCUUAGCGUGUCUUGGAGCAAUGACGUCGAGUAUCCUAUAUACAUAUGCCUAUCGUACCGAAGCGGUUCCCCCCGGCUGUUCAAGUUGUCCGCCGGCUUGUAUAGCUUAUAAUGACUAUCCUAAUGCUUCUCACUUCAUGUCGAAGACUCCUUCAUGUACUCGAAUUGCACAUAUCCUCACGCACGGCAGGCACACCAGUCU
This is a messenger RNA of Dichomitus squalens LYAD-421 SS1, 2935 nucleotides long. RefSeq lists its product as uncharacterized. The record is from RefSeq and is a predicted model, not a curated record. Gene Ontology annotation, biological process: ubiquitin-dependent endocytosis. NCBI's taxonomy places the organism in Eukaryota, Fungi, Basidiomycota, Agaricomycetes, Polyporales, Polyporaceae. The transcript is spliced from 6 exons. Gene Ontology annotation, molecular function: protein-macromolecule adaptor activity; ubiquitin protein ligase binding. Gene Ontology annotation, cellular component: cytoplasm; cytosol. The coding region runs from base 36 to 2549 and encodes 837 amino acids.